CUGCAUCUUCUUCUUCUUCUUAUUCUUUUUCUGCUUCUUCUUCCUCUGCAUCUUCUUCACUUCACUGUUUCACUGAAAACGAUGCUAGAUCGCCACCGCCGCUGAGCUCCGCAGUCUCUCUCCCCCGCCCAUGUCGCCGCCGCCGCCGCCGCCCUCGCCGGAGCCGGCGCCGGCGCCGCAGCGGGCGCUCCCGAGCCACCGCCCCCUGCUGCCGUCGCGGGUCUUCACCCCCGUCGCCGCCUCCGCCGCCGCCUUCUCCUGCCUCCUCCUCCUCGUCGUCCUCUUCCGAAAGCUCACCCGCAAGCGCACCGCCCCCGCCGCCGACGACUCCAAGCCGCCGUACCGGUUCCCGUACGCCGCCCUCCGCCGCGCCACGGGUUCGUUCGCCGCGGCGAACCGGCUCGGCCAGGGCGGCUUCGGCUCCGUCUUCUCCGGCUCCCCCCUGCCGCCGGCGAACAAGCCGAUCGCCGUCAAGCUCAUGGACUCCGGCUCUCUCCAGGGCGAGCGGGAGUUCCAGAACGAGCUCUUCUUCGCCGGUAUUCUCAAUUCGCCUUACACGCUCCCUGCGCUAGGGUUUUCGUUCAAUAAGAAGCGUCGUAGGAUGUUGAUAGUCUACGAGUUGAUGCCUAACGGUAAUCUCCAGGACGCACUGUUACAUAGAAAGUGUCCGGAGUUGAUGGAGUGGAAGAAGAGAUUCUCUGUUGCGGUUGAUAUAGCGAAAGGUAUUGAGUAUCUCCACUCUCUAGAUCCGCCUGCUAUUCAUGGUGACAUCAAGCCUAGUAAUGUGCUCUUGGACCAGUACUUCUCGGCCAAAAUCGGCGACUUUGGCCUCGCGAGGUUGAAAUCGGAGAAUCAGUGUGAAAUUACCGUGUUGGAGAGUGAUAUAGGGAAGGCAAAUGGUGGAUCUGAGGCUAAUAAGGUCGAGGUCGAGAGUAAUGGUGCUGGUGUUGCGGUAGAGGAUGCUGGAUCUGUGCUCGAGGAUACUGAGAGUGUGGCGACCACCACAUUCGAGGAAAACAACGCAGGCAGUGUGGAUCAGUCGCCUGAGAGUUUCGUUAGGAUUCCAAUCUCGGAGACAUCACCUGAGGCGGUGACAGCAUCUCCAUGGACUGUAGGAGGCGUGGCAACUACAUCACCGGAGGCGAACUUUGAUAAGUUGAGUGUUGAUAGUGGGAAGAGGAGCUAUAAGGGGAUGAUGAAGAGUGUUUCCGGGAAAGAUUGGUGGUGGAAGCAGGAUAACGGGGCUGCGGAGACUGGAGUGGUGAAAGAUUAUGUGAUGGAAUGGAUUGGAACUGAGAUCAAGAAGGAGAGGCCAAAGAGUGACUGGUUGGGGGCUGGUUCUUCAAGCAAUGGGACUGUUACGAAACCAGAGAAGAAGAAGAAUAGAAAGCGGUUGGAAUGGUGGGUAUCCAUGGACGAAGAGAAAAAUGUGAAGAGCACGAAGAAGGAGAAGAGAAGGCCAGCGAGGGAGUGGUGGAAGGAGGAGUAUUGUGAGGAACUCGUGAGGAAAAAGAAGAAGAAGAAACGGCAAAUGGGGGUCAGUGAUGAUAAUUACGCUGAGGAAGAUUGGUGGCCCAGGGAUGAGGAGUUACAUGCGGAUAGGAAGAAGAAGAGUAAGAGUAGGAGCAGGAGGAGUAGUAAAAGUAGUGUGGACUGGUGGUUGGAUGGACUGAGUGGAGAGCUAUGGAGAGGUCGACGGAAUAGCUAUGAUUUUUCCGGAGAGAUUCCUAAGAGUGGUGGUGUUAGUAGUACUCCCAGUAUGAGGGGAACUGUGUGUUAUAUUGCCCCUGAGUAUGGUGGCGGUGGCGAUCUCUCAGAAAAGUGUGAUGUGUACAGUUUUGGAGUGUUGUUGUUGGUUCUUAUUGCAGGACGUCGCCCACUUCAAGUAACCGGCUCGCCCAUGUCUGAAUUCCAGCGUGCCAAUCUUUUAUCUUGGGCUCGUCAUCUCGCCCGAAGCAGAAAGCUUCUUGAUUUGGUUGAUCAGUCUAUUCAGUCUUUGGAUCGCGAACAAGCACUUUUGUGCGUCACAGUUGCUUUACAAUGUUUGCAAAAGUCACCUAUUCGCAGGCCUUCCAUGAAGGAGGUGGUGGCAAUGCUUACAGGGGUCUCUGAACCACCGCAAUUACCAUUAGAGUUGUCUCCUUCACCUCCCUCCCGGUUUCCUUUUAAGUCACAGAGGAAAGUCCGGUGAGUUUGCAACAUCUGAACUAUUGACGCACUUACUUCAUCUUUGCGGAUGAUCUGUGUAAAGAAAUCUGUAUUUGUAUUUUCAUUUUAUUUAAUGGAUUUGGGAUUUUCUUCA
Messenger RNA from Syzygium oleosum, 2302 nucleotides. RefSeq names its product receptor-like serine/threonine-protein kinase At4g25390. Bases 131 to 2191 code for a protein of 686 amino acids. Lineage: Eukaryota; Viridiplantae; Streptophyta; Magnoliopsida; Myrtales; Myrtaceae. Gene Ontology annotation, biological process: protein phosphorylation. Gene Ontology annotation, molecular function: protein kinase activity; ATP binding. The transcript has a single exon. The record is from RefSeq and is a predicted model, not a curated record.